Molecule: messenger RNA, 3166 nt
Organism: Hypoxylon trugodes
Lineage: Eukaryota; Fungi; Ascomycota; Sordariomycetes; Xylariales; Hypoxylaceae
Product: pre-mRNA-splicing factor ATP-dependent RNA helicase PRP43
Exons: 3
Coding region: 165-2495 (776 amino acids)
Cellular component (GO): spliceosomal complex; intracellular anatomical structure
Molecular function (GO): ATP binding; RNA binding; RNA helicase activity
Source: RefSeq, a predicted model, not a curated record
UGACUAAAAAAAUUAUUGACUUUAAACUAUUUCCAUCCUUCCGUUUUUUUUCCCCCUGUCAGCCUUGUGGACAACUGCUUAUUGCGACAAGAUCUGAUCCAACAAUCCCUCUCAUUUCUAACUACAGGUCAUUCCUUUACUCCAUCGACGCAAUAACAGAUAAGAUGGGUAUUACUGAGGAUAAGGCCCCGCGUAACGAGCGAAAGCGCCUUAGCAGUCCAGCUAUCGAAGUUCCUACUAAGCGCAUUAAGAAAGAGAAGGAAGAAGAUGACGAGAAGCCUACUGAAUACAAUCCCUACCUAGCGCAUUGGGAUAAUGGAAAUGGCGAUGCGAAUAGCGAUCGAUUGCCGAAAGGAUCUCCGUUGGCGCAUUUCGAACGACGAAAAACUACCGCGAAACAAGCAUCCAAGGCUGAGGAUGGCGACAAUAAUCCUUUUACCGGUGAACCGCAUUCCCAACAGUACUUCAAUAUCUUGAAGUCCAGACGUAAUCUUCCUGUUCAUAAGCAAAGACAGGAAUUCCUUGACCUAUAUCAGAAGUCGCAAAUAUUGGUCUUCGUUGGUGAAACCGGUUCGGGUAAAACCACACAAAUCCCUCAAUACGUCGUAUACGACGAAUUACCACAUCUUAACAAAAAGCUGGUCGCUUGUACCCAGCCGAGACGAGUCGCCGCCAUGUCCGUCGCACAACGUGUCGCCGAUGAACUCGACGUGAAUCUAGGAGAGGAAGUUGGUUACAGUAUCCGUUUCGAAGACAAGACUAGUUCCAAGACGAUGCUGAAGUAUAUGACCGAUGGUAUGCUUCUAAGAGAGGCCAUGCACGAUCACGAAAUGUCGCGAUACAGUUGUAUCAUUCUCGACGAAGCACACGAACGUACUCUCGCUACCGAUAUCCUCAUGGCCCUUCUUAAGCAAGUUACUAGACGCAGACCCGACCUUAAGCUCAUUGUCAUGUCUGCCACCCUAGACGCCCAGAAGUUUCAACGAUACUUCUACGAUGCCCCUCUAUUAGCUGUGCCCGGUCGAACAUUCCCCGUCGAGAUCUUUUACACGCCCGAGCCGGAAAAGGACUACGUGGAAGGAGCUAUAAGAACAGUGCUUCAGAUUCAUGCUGGUGAGGAUGAAGGAGAUAUCCUACUCUUCCUCACUGGUGAAGAGGAAAUCGAAGACACAUGCCGAAAAAUCUCGCUCGAGGUUGACGAGCUCGCCAGAGAAACAGAUGCUGGCCCAAUGGUUGUCUACCCGCUUUACGGUACUCUUCCUCCACACCAACAACAGAAGAUCUUCGAGCCAGCCCCACCUCCACAUAGGAAAGGUGGUAGACCCGGUCGCAAGUGCAUCGUGUCUACCAAUAUUGCUGAGACCAGCUUGACUAUUGACGGUAUCGUCUACGUUGUUGAUCCUGGUUUUAGUAAACAGAAGAUCUACAACCCUCGACUAAGAGUAGAGUCGCUACUCGUAUCUGCUAUCUCAAAGGCAUCUGCUCAACAGCGAGCAGGUCGUGCUGGUCGAACGAAGCCUGGAAAAUGCUUCCGACUUUACACUGAAAAGGCCUUUAAGGAUGAGUUGAUCGAGCAAACAUAUCCUGAGAUUCUUCGUUCUAACCUUGCUUCUACUGUGCUGGAACUGAAGAAGCUUGGCAUUGAGGAUCUGGUGCAUUUUGAUCUCAUGGAUCCUCCUGCUCCGGAAACAAUGAUGCGCGCCCUCGAAGAACUAAACUACCUAGCGUGUCUUGAUGAUGACGGUGCGCUCACAGUUCUUGGUGGUUUGGCGUCGGAAUUCCCAUUAGAUCCUGCAUUGGCUGUCAUGCUGAUCUCCAGUCCCGAAUUCUAUUGCUCCAACGAAAUAUUAUCGAUAACAGCACUUCUCUCAGUACCCCAGAUCUUUGUGCGUCCAGCGCAAAAGAGACGAGAGGCUGAUGAGAUGAAGAAUCUCUUCAAGCACCAAGAUGGAGACCAUCUAACUAUGCUAAAUGUGUACCACGCCUUUAAGGGAGUGCUAAACCGCGGCGAUGACGCGAAGACGUGGUGUCACAAACACUACCUAUCAUUCCGUCAUCUUUCCAGCGCAGACAACGUCCGUGCUCAGCUCAAACGUAUUAUGGAAGUUCAAGGCUUGGACCUCGUUAGUACCGAUUUCAACGAUAAGAACUACUAUACCAACAUCCGCCGCGCGCUGGUCAGCGGCUUCUUCAUGCAAGUCGCCAAGAAGGAGAGUAAUCGUAUAUACCGGACGCUCAAGGAUAAUAGUCAGAAGGUUAUGCUGCACCCGAGCACUGUGCUCCAGACGGAAUACGAUUGGGUGCUGUAUAAUGAGUUCGUUAUGACAUCGAAGAAUUAUAUUCGUACGGUUACGGGGAUUAAACCGGAGUGGCUCUUGGAACUUGCGCCAACAUAUUACGAUAUUGAGAACUGGGAAGAGAAGGAUGUCAAGCUGGCGUUGAAGCAGGUCGCGGAUAAGGUGAGACGCCGUGCUGCUAUGAAGGGUGGUCGUUGAGAAGUUAUGGUAUCGAUAUGAAACGACACGCGGCAGACCGGCACGAGUGACCCUUUACCAUAGGGUUGAAGUGGCCUGAUGGGGCACGAAGCCAGUGAAUUGGCCGCCAAAGUCUCGACCAGUAUUCUCAUCUACGAAAGGAUUUUCUCCGAGGUUAUCAAAGUAUAGUGGUACGCGAUCACACCAAACUGCGAGUCAAUCGACUAGCAUACGAAAUUCUGGCGUUGUAUUGUAAAAAACUACAGCAGGGCGUUGUAUUUUACAGAGUCGCAAAAGCUAGGCGACCAAAUAUUUUAGAUGAGGGCACAUUAAAGGCAGAACAUAGAGCAGCUCAUGCUACAGCUUUACCUACUAUCUUAGCCAUCGUUAGGUUGGUGGUUUGGCUCGGAUACAUAACGUUAUGUAGCUCAUAGGUAUUUUGCUACGUGUGCAAUUUAUUUACACGACGAGCUUGCACAACGAACAUUUGAGAAACCCUACGAUGACAUGUGUGUAAGGUUGUAAGAUUCGCCUAAGUUCGCCGAGAAAAAGGACAUUCUAAGCAGGUAAGUCCGCCGUUGCGGAAAUCGCAAACCGGGGAGCGGGUGUAACAUGGAGGUAAAUUACCAGUAUUGGUGAUAUCUCCGUUGUCGUCUGCCGGAUAGACUAUCCGCGGAGUGUUUGAAAGCGGA